AUGGCGUCCGCUAUCAUCUCGAAGAAGAGGAAGUUUGUUGCCGACGGUGUCUUCUCGGCUGAGCUGAACGAGUUCUUCACUCGUGAGCUGGCUGCCGAGGGUUACUCGGGCUGCCUUGUGCGUGUGAACCACGUCCGCACGGAAAUUAUCAUCCGCGCUACGCACACGCAGGAGGUGCUUGGUGACAAGGGUCGCCGCCUUCGUGAACUGACGUCGCUCGUGCGCCAGCGCUUCCGCUUCCCCGAGGGCUCGCUCGAGCUUUACGCCGAGAAGGUGGCCAACCGUGGUCUUCACGCUGUGGCUCAGUGCGAGUCGCUCCGUAACAAGCUGCUCGGUGGUCUGCCUGUGCGCCGCGCCGCAUACGGUGUGCUCCGCUACGUGAUGGAGUCUGGUGCCAAGGGCUGUGAGGUUGUUAUUUCGGGUAAGGUGCGCGGUGCUCGUGCCAAGGCCAUGAAGUUCAAGGACGGCUUCAUGAUCCACACUGGUCAGCCUGCCAAGGACUUUGUUGACGAGGCCAUCCGUCACGUUCUUAUGAAACAGGGUGUGCUUGGUCUUCGUGUGAAGAUCAUGCACGGCUGGGAUCCCGAGGGUCGCUCUGGUCGGCCAUUCCCGCUGCCCGACGCGGUCACCAUCCUUGAGCCGAAGGACGACGAGCCUAUCUCGGCCCCCAUGUCCGAGUCGCGCAACCAGCCUGUGGCUGCCGCUCCUGCUGCCGAGCCCGCUGCGCCGGUUCAGCCGCAAGAGACUACCGCAUACACUCAGGCUCCUCACGCAGCUGCCUUUUAA
Molecule: messenger RNA, 786 nt
Organism: Malassezia restricta
Lineage: Eukaryota; Fungi; Basidiomycota; Malasseziomycetes; Malasseziales; Malasseziaceae
Product: small subunit ribosomal protein S3e
Exons: 1
Coding region: 1-786 (261 amino acids)
Biological process (GO): translation
Cellular component (GO): nucleus; cytosolic small ribosomal subunit
Molecular function (GO): RNA binding; structural constituent of ribosome
Source: RefSeq, a predicted model, not a curated record